CUUAUAGACCGGCUACCUCUUUUAAUAAAUUUCAUGUUUAAUUAAUUUUUUUUUAUGUAUAUAUAAACCCGAUUGGUACAUUUGAUUUGGUUUGAAACUUGAAAGUACAAUGGGUUAAGUAGUUUGAAGUUUGAACCCUUGAUUGUCUCCUUUCUCUUCUUCGGCCACUUCCAACGCCGAUCACCGCCGCGCUCUCUCUCUAUCUCAGUCCCAGCAAUCACUUGUGUUGGCUCUCCACUCACUUCACACCGCUCUUCUCUCUUCCGCCACCGUGCACGUGCUGUUACAACUCAAGCGGAAGAGAACUAAUUCUAUUGUUUGGGAAUACUUCACAGAGGAAGCUGUUGGAGCUGGAUGUACUAGGGCUUACUGCAAAAGACACAUUUCUUUUGGAAUUUGUAAAUGGCUCAGCAGAAAAAUCAAGAGAGCUCAUAUACGAAAACCGGUGGUUCUCGAGAUACCGUCAAUCGUCUCAAGAAACGACCAAGAACAACACCUGUUGGUAAUGGUAUCUCAUUUGAUCAGGAGCGAUGCAACCAAGACAUUGCUAAAAUGAUUAUUUUACAUGAUUAUCCUCUUCAUAUCGUGGAACAACAGGGUUUCAUUGAUUUUGCGCGCAUUCUUCAACCCCAGUUCAAUCCACUAUGUUUAAAAUCUAUUGAAGCAGAUUGUGUUGCUAUAUACCUCAAGGAGAAGCAAAAUCUUUUGAAUUUUAUCAAUGGGAUUUCUGCACGAGUCAACCUGACAUUGGACUUAUGGACAUCAAACCAGACAACGGUAUAUGUUUUUAUUCGAGGACACUUCAUUGAUGGUGAUUGGAACUUACAUCAUCCUAUUCUCAAUGUCUUUAUGGUACCAUUUCCUGAUUCUGAUGAUUCCUUAAGUCAAAUUAUACAGACCUGCCUAUCUGAUUGGCUCUUGAAGGGUCGUCUAUUUACCCUUGCACUUGAUAAAUCCUUCUCAAGUGAGACUGUGGUGGGAAAUCUGAGAGGACUUCUGUCUGUUAAGAACUCUGUGAUUCUCAAUGGCCAGUUAUUAAACCAGAAUUGUUAUGCCCAUGUUCUUAGUCAUCUUGCGGUAGAUGCAUUACAGACAAUGGGAGAAACUAUUAGCAAAGUUCGUGAGAGUGUGAAAUAUGUGAAAUCUUCUGAAUCUCGUGAAAAGAAGUUUCUUGAGGUGAAGCAACAACUACAAGUACCUAGUAUGAUGAAGCUCUUAAUUGAUGACCAGUGUAAAUGGGACACAACAUACCAUAUGCUUGUAGCUGCUUGUGAAUUAAAGGAGGUCUUUGCAUGCUUUGAUGCCACUGAUCCUAAUUAUACAAUGACUUUCACUAUGGAUGACUGGAAGCAAGUUGAAACUCUCUGCACAUAUUUGAAGUAUUUGUAUGAUGCGGCUAAUAUUGUAGCUUCUCAACUAUACCCAACUGCAAACAUUUUUUUUCUUGAAGUGUCAAAACUUCAGGUGGAGUUAGCUGAUGCAGCCUUCUGCCAGGAUCCUUUCCUUAGUAAUUUGAUUUUGCCUUUACAUAAGUACUUCGAUCAAUAUUGGAGAGAAAGUUGUCUCAUCUUAGCAAUUGCUGUAGCCAUGGACCCAAGAUAUAAAAUGAAUUUUGUGGAAUUAACCUUUUCCAAGAUAUUUGGUGAGGAUGCCAAGUCAUGGUCAAGAGUAGUGGAUGAUGGUCUUCGUGAGUUAUUCUUUGAAUACAACACUUUCAUGCUUCCUUUUACAGCUUCAAAUGACUAUGAAGAAGAUGGGAUUACGUUGAAGACAGAGGCAUACCAAGAAGGGUCAAUUGAUGGUUCUAUCUUUGUUGAUGAGGAUAAACUUUCUGACUAUGAAUGUUAUAUAUCUGAUUUUACUGGUAUCCAGCAAUAUAAGUCAGAAUUGGAUGAGUAUCUAGAAGAGCCUCUUCUUCCCGGGGUAGAAGAAUUUGAUAUUUUGAGCUGGUGGAGAGAAAAUGGAUUGAGGUAUCCAACAUUGUCCAGAAUUGCAUCUGAUGUUUUGUCAAUUCCAAUAUCAACUGUGUCUGCAGAGUUUGUUUUUGAUACUGAAAUUAGAAAAAUGGAUAGCUACCGCAGUUCGUUAGGCUCACUCACCCUUGAGUCCCUUAUUUGUGCUAAGGAUUGGUUCCAGAGUAAAAGUUUACCCAUUGAUGUUUCAAAUGCACUUCCUAAGAUGAGAUUUUAGAUACAGGUUUGUUGGUGUAGGGAUAGAAUUCUCAAAUAGCUCUUUCAGCCAUUGAAAUUUUGAAACCAUGAUGAGGUUAAUUCAUUUGUGUGAUUAAUCAACACAUGCUUUACCUUUGGUAAAAAAUAUCCUUUAUGUACAAAAGUGAUUGUAUUCAUACCUCCAAACGGUUCAUAGUUUUUUUUUGUCAAUAAAGAUUCAUAGUGUCAAACUUCGGGUAAAA
Messenger RNA from Lotus japonicus, 2413 nucleotides. Its product is annotated as zinc finger BED domain-containing protein DAYSLEEPER-like. Bases 403 to 2190 code for a protein of 595 amino acids. Gene Ontology annotation, molecular function: DNA binding; protein dimerization activity. The transcript is spliced from 2 exons. The record is from RefSeq and is a predicted model, not a curated record. Lineage: Eukaryota; Viridiplantae; Streptophyta; Magnoliopsida; Fabales; Fabaceae.